CAUUCAUGUGAGUACAUAUUAGCUAGGGGGUAAAAUUCUCACAUGCAAUCCACCACCGUUGAAUUUGUGCAAUCCAACUACCCAAAUAAAUAUGAGCUGCAUGAGGAAUUUGAAUAUAUAUAAGUGCAUGACACAUAAUUAACAAGACUUUGAGCUAACACCAUUUUGAAAAUUUUGAAGAGUUGAAGAUCCGCAAUGGCUGCGAACAACGCCGACGCCGACGCUGCUCCUCCUCCUCCUCCUCCAGAAGUGUUUCGGUGCGGUGGCUGCCCUAGGGAGUUUCCUACUGCUUGGGACCGUAUGAUGCACGAGAGGGACGACCACCAUCAAGGAUUCUAUGAUGUGUCGCCUUGGUGCAACUUGUGCGGCAUUGUUAUUGAGGAUGACCACGGGGUUGUUUCCCACCAACAAAAUGGCGACACCAGCUGCCAAAAGAAGUACAACGCGAACUUCACCUGUGUCUAUUGCAAGCGUGCCUUUUGUGUCAUGGACAAGUUGAAUGAACAUUAUCGUCGCCGUCACGCCUGGCAGUACGCUAGGCGGUUCUAGUAGUAUUUUGGUAUGAUGUGGCGGCUCAAUUCAUAUGUAGUAGUAUUUCGGUAUGAUGUGGCGGUUCUAUUAGUAUUUUGGUAUGAUGUGGCGGUUGUAGUAGUAUUUUGGUAUGAUGUGGCGGUUCAAUUCAUAUGUAUUAGUAUUUUGGUAUGAUGUGGCGGUUCUACUUGUUGAGUAUGAUAUAUAUAUAUAUAAAAUUAAUUUGGUCUU
Molecule: messenger RNA, 762 nt
Organism: Linum trigynum
Lineage: Eukaryota; Viridiplantae; Streptophyta; Magnoliopsida; Malpighiales; Linaceae
Source: the annotation of a GenBank genome assembly